Belonocnema kinseyi is the source of this 3274-nucleotide messenger RNA. RefSeq names its product neurofilament medium polypeptide-like. The coding region runs from base 526 to 2490 and encodes 654 amino acids. Gene Ontology annotation, molecular function: protein binding. Lineage: Eukaryota; Metazoa; Arthropoda; Insecta; Hymenoptera; Cynipidae. The transcript is spliced from 7 exons. The record is from RefSeq and is a predicted model, not a curated record.
GGUUACAGUUACAGUCGCCAUAUGGUUUGAGAAGUUUAAGCAAAAUUUUGGGUGAUUUCAACUUAAAACGUUUUUUCUUCCACGACUACGACUCCUUUCUGAUUUUUUUUGUAUGGACACUUCUAUUGUGUAGAUGUUCGUACGUAAAGCAAGAGACCAGCAUAAAGCGUGAAGAAGACACUUUUAUUAAAUAAUUGUCAAGGGUCUAUCUCAGUUCAUUUGUAGAAAUGAAAUUUUUUCUUAGAUAAAGAUUUCUUUGUUCUUUCACAGUGUUCAAUAGUUACAAGAGACAUUUGGUGUGGAGUGUAAAACAUUUUCUCUCAUAAAGUCUAUAAUUUUUUUGUGUUUAUGAAAUAUUUACGUAUUUCUUUCUUUAGUUAUACUUGCGAUUUUCGCGAGUGACCGUUGUUGCGUUGUUCUCGUGCGGCAUGAGGCAUGUCAACUUUUUAAACUAUCCUUCAAUUUCCCAAGGAUUUCUUUAAUUCUGAUUACGAUUCGUUGAUAAAUUGAGAAAACAUAUUGGUAAUGAAAGAUUUCAAUAUGGACGUAAUCAACGAAGCGAUCCAUUCAUUUAUUGAGAAAACGAGAGCAUUUGAUAACGAUUAUGAAUCUGAAGACGAGGAUGAUUACUACAACGAUGACGACUCGUAUGAAUCUUCGGCUGAGUCGACAGUUACGGAAGAAAAGGCCUACGUCUGCGACUACGACACAAUUUAUGUUUGCCUCUACGAGGAACUCGAGGAAUAUCGCACCUCGAAACAGGCAAAGAAAAAAAACACAGCAAAUUCUUGGAAUAAUUUACUUGUAGUGACACCCACUGGAGGAGUAACUUCCAUGAAAAAAGCUCCCGAAAUUAAAGCAGCUAAAAAGCCAGUCGAUCAACUCAAAUCAUAUAAUAAAAUAGAAAGCUUCAGGAUUGAGCUGCCGAAAAUUGAGCGAAGGAUUGAGGAGUCUUCUAAAAAAGUAACACCACCUUUAACCACAAAUAGCAACAACAAUAAAAAUAUUUAUCACCUGCCGGAAGUGAAAGCUUCAAAAGGCGGGCCUACCCCGGGAAAGCAGAAAUUGUCGAAGAAAAAACUGAAAAAGCAGAGACAGAAGGAGAAGAAAAAGGAGAAGGGUGAUAAGAGGGUCACGCAGAAGGAUUCGGAGGAAAAGGGGGAAGAGGAGGAGGAGGAGGAGGAGGAGGAGCAGGAGAGGGCGGUCGAGGAAGAGAACGGUGAAGAGAUAGAAGUUCCAGAAGAGGAGGAGCCGGAUCUCACUAAUGAGGACAAGUCGAGAUCGGAGUCGAAAGCAGAGAGUCUGGAAUCUGCGCAGGAUGAGAUUGAUGAUCGUGAGAGCGAAGACAAUGAAGCCUCUGCGGACAUUGAUUUAUCCAGCAGUGUCAUUCCAGCCUUUGUCAGUAAUGCUCUCAAGAAGAAUGAGAAGAAGGUUUUGAUUAAGAAGGAGGAGAAAUCCGCGAAAGCUAGCAAGAAAACUGUUGUUGUCGAGCAAAAACCGGUUGAGAAGAAACCUGUGCUCAAACUUCCUGUUCCUGUCUCUGCUUCUGCUCCUGUCCCUGCUCCUGUUAAUGGUGAGAAGACAUCUGCUAAAUCUAAAGCAAUUCCAGUUAUUCCGGGAACGAGUGCGCAACCGAUCCUUGAUCCUGACUUUGACUUCACUGUAAAGAAGAUAAAGCGGCCGAGAGCGACCGGCAACGAAUAUCAUGAGGCGGUAUCUCUGGGAAAGGAGGCCUACAAGCUCAUUAUGUCUGAGAACAUAUCGCAAGCUGUACAAUUUUUAUCAGAGGCUAUUCUCAUCAAUACCUACGAUUUACGACACUUUCUCAAUCGUAGCUUCUGCUAUUUAAGAUUAGGCGCCUAUAACUUAGCACUGAAAGACGCACAAGUUGUUAUUAAGUAUACUAGUGAGAGGGAUGAGCUAUUCAAAGCCAAAUUUCGCUGUGGUCAGGCGCUCUGUGGUUUGCAAAAUUUUGAAGAGGCAGAAAAGUAUUUGGACGAGGCGUACAAUUUUAGUCAGGCUGAUCCACACAUUCAUCGAGAACUGAUUCGUGUGAGGAUUUUGCAAUUACUUUACAUGGGUUUUCGAGAAAAAGAUAUUCUAGAAGCUUUUAAAGAACGUUCAUCCGUGCCCGAAGUAGUGUCAAAAUUAACAGAAAAAACUUUAAACGAGGAAGAUGAGGAUUAUAGUUAUGGAAGUGAGUGCGAUGAAGAUGAUAUUUAUAACUCGGAUGAUGAAGAGAAUCCUAGUUGUACGAGAAUGCUUACUAAUAUGUUGAGAUACCAACCGGCGGCCGGUAUAAAAAAACUGACCACCAUUAUACCUUCAAGAUUCGGGAAAAUAGUAUCUAUAUACAGAAAGCCAAACGAGUCAUACACAUUUAUUAAUUUUGAAACUUCAAAGGCUGUGAUGGAAUUAUUGUCCUCGACGUCCGUUGUCGAAGUCGACGGACACAAAUUGCCUGUCAAGGCCGCUACUAGAGCUAAGUAAACCUACUAAAUCUACUUAACUACUUAUCUUAGUCACAUCUACUCUCAAACUUUUUGAUCCAGCAAGUGAAUAAUCUGUUCAUAAUAGAUAGGAUGGGAUGGAAAUAAUGCGAUAACUGACCAUUUAUUAUUUUUCAACUUCACAACAUAAUUAAAAUAUUGAUUCAAAAUUGCCAGUGCUAUGUGCGUCGGGUCCGUUUUUUUUACAACUGGACAAACGGCAAUAGUCCAACUGCAUUUCUCCUGUGAAUGCUGUCUUAAUAAUAAGAAUAAGAAUAAUAAUAAUAUUAUUGUUAUUAUAAAUAAUAAUAAUCUUAUUGCUUGUACCAUAUGUAUUGCUGCUGCAUUUACCAGUUCAGUAUUGAUGACUCACGUGCGACUUUCCAUGCAAGUUCGAUAUACAAUAUACAUAUUCCUUUUUUAUCUCUGCUGCCGUUGAUAAUGUUAAACAAACGAAAAAAUGAUGUUUAGUUUUCAUUAGAUUAUGAGUGAUAUGUAGAAGAAUAUUUUUAUAAUGAGAUAAUUCCUAGAGCUUGGAGAAGAUUCAUCUGCGAUUUGAUUCUCGUAUUUGUACUACUGCUGUAUAUAUUAACUCUUUGUUAUUAUUUAGACUAAUUCUGCCAGUAAUUCAGGGAAUGUCCGAAAUUUUCACUAUUUUCACGAUUUGCACUAUUUUCUUUUAACCAGUGUGAGAUUAUUAUAAGAAAGAUAAACUGCGUUUAACAAAUGUCACCGCAAAUUGAACGUUACCUGAUACAAAUAAAUUUUAAUUUUUCUAUACCUAG